CCUAAUGCCACCCCCUCCCUUUACACAUUUACCUUUAAGACAGCAUGGGCACCGCCAUCUCGAGUGUUCACAGCUUUAUUUACAGACAGUCGGUGCACGCACAGGCUUGAAACACAAGUUACAGAUCAUAGAUGAGCCUCACCGCCCAACAUAACCCGCUUUAUGAAUAAGGGGACAUGUUGCACGAAGCUAUCCUGUAUGUGGAACCAUUGCAACCAGGAACUAUUGUACUCCGCAGCAGUUUCCGGUAGGACACAUUCUGCCGACGUACUUCCGCUCCUGUGCUGCCCAUGUGUAUGGAUUGCUGAUUGCCGUUCGCUGUAGGGGCAGUGAUGGCGAACACAGUGCAGUCUCCCCCGGCCCUGGGGCAGUGUAUGGAGGUACUGGAGGCAGUGAGUGCCCACCCAGAGCAGCUGCUCAGGUAAUGGGGUCAAUACAUGGAGUGUAGCACUCAUUGCAGCACAUGGACAUAUAUAGAUAAUGGUACACAGUGUGUGCAGCACCAACAGCUUCUAUAGGUGUACACAGGAAGCCCAGUGUAUUCACAUUUAUUGGAAGCCCUUAGUAUAUUGGCCACAAAAGGCAUAUUGGAAAUAUGUCAGAGCUGGAGAAUGUCUCUAAAGUAUUUAAAAUCCUGGGUUUGUAUUCCCUGUUGAGUGAAUUUUGUCAGGAAUUCAAAGUGAAUUUGGAAAUUUUAGGCCAAAUGAGCUAAAAACUUUGAAAACUUAGGAGAAAAUAUUUCAGUUCAGUUAUUUUGACCUAAACUGAAUUUCCAGACAAACCGCACUUCACUGAAUAAUUCUUGUCAGUAUUGCAUUUUUUUACAGCAAUGCACGUACCUAUGUUUUUAUAAGUUUGCUGAAAGGCGUAAAGGAGCAGUCUAAUGUUACAAAUAUAUAUUUGAUAGCACCUAGAGGACAAAUGUAAAAAGGGUCACCAUCCAGUGGUGUAGCUAGUAGUAUCCUGUUAAGGGGUCUGGCUGGGCCCUUAGAUCUAAACUGCAUUUCAGGACUCCGAUGGCCCCCUUACUGAUGUAUGCCAACUGUCACCUUUCUCCUCAUAAUUGGUAGUGCCAGGAGAGAGUGAUGUCCUUUUACUUCCAACUGGCAUGUGAAGAAGCCCCAAUGGGAGGCAAAGUACACAGAGCCCAUAAUCUGGACCCCAGGGAAGCCACCUAACUUGUACAGUACAAGAUUUAAGAAGGUAAGAGGGUGGCUUAACCCCUUAAGGACCAAACUUCUGGAAUAAAAGGGAAUCAUGACAUGUCACACGUCAUGUGUCCUUAAGGGAUUAAAGGGACAUCAUAGUCACCCAGACAGCUUUGUCUUAUUGAAGUGGUCUGGGUGAAGUGUCCCUGUCCCACUUCGUCCUGCAAUGUAAAUCUUUGCAGUUUUAGAGAAACAGCAACGAUUAUGUUAUAGGACUAAGACUGCCUUUAGUGGCUGUCAGGCAGCCAAUAAAGGCACUUCCUCGGUGCUAAUGGACUCUAGGUCCCCCAAAUGACACUGGAUGUUCUCACGCUCUGCACAAGAACAUCAAGGGUCAGUAAAAUCUCUACAGGAAAGCAUUGUGUUAAUGCUUUCCUAUGAGAAGGGCCUAAUGUGCCCACCUUGCAUGCGCAUUAGGCUCCCAUGUCGGAAGAGGCAGAGUGCUGACCCAACGCUGAAAGAGAUUGUUGCUGAAAUCGGGUGAGUUAAUAAAUGUUUUUUUAACCCUCUCUCUGCUAGAGGAGGGCCAAAGGGCACUAUAGUGUAGGGAUCGACCGAUUAUCCGUUUUAUCAAUAUUUUCUGCAAUAUCGGUAUCGGCCAAUAGAGAUACCAAUAUUGCCGAUAAUACAUAACAGGACCGCCGGGCCCAUUGUAAGCCCGGCAGUCUUGGGGGUGCCCGCAGCAAGCUGUUAUUUACCUUCCCAGCAGCUCCCUGUGUAAAUUUUGUAAGUCCUGUGGCCGUCAGACUGCGAGAUUUAUACAGGUAGCUGCUUGGAAAGUAACAGCUAGCUGCCGUCCACCACUGCUCAGUACAUGCCACUGGACCACCAGGGAAUGCCAUAGCCCCCCUCCCUGUCCAGGUAACAAGCAGGGAGGGGGGACAAAAUAAAACCUAUAAAUAUUCAAAAUAAAAUUUAAAAUAAAAAAAAUGCCCCCCCUCCUCAUUUUACACAAAUUACAUCCCUUCGGAAACACACACACACACACACACACACACUUUGCAUUAUAUACACACACACACACACACACACUAUGCAUUCAUUAUAUACACACUGCAUUCACUUUACACACACUACACAAACACACUGCACUCACUUUACACACACUACACAAACACACUGCAUUCACUUUACAUACACUACACAAACACACACACUCUGCAUUCACUAUAUAUACACACUACACAAACACACACAGCUCCCCUGUCUAAACACACUGCAUCCACUACAUGUGGAAUGUUUAUUUUGUAUAUUUACCUUUAGAAAUAGUUUAAUUUUUCAAAAUGGUAAAUGCACAGAAUAUCGGCCAUCGGCCUGAAAGUUCACAGAUUGUCGGUAUCUGCUCUAAAAAAAAAAUCAAUAUCAGUCUAUCCCUAGUUAGGAAAUACAGAUUUGUCUGUGUUUUGUGUGUAUCUGUGUUGUGUUGAAUAUUGUAUGGGAGUGUGUGUGUGUCUGGCAGUCAAUAGCUUUGUGUCCGAUUGUCAAUGUUUCAGUGGAAACCUGGCCAUUUGGAGUGUAAGGGGCCCAAAGUGUUGAAUGUAAACACUGCCUUUUCAUCGCAUGAACCAAAACCACUACACUAAAGGAAAGUUCCAAGCAGCAUGACCACUGGUGCUCCCUAUAGUGGUUAUAGUGCCAGGUUUGCCUGCCUGCCUCCCACCCAAAGAAUAGAUUGUCUGCUUUUGUAUAUUUAUAAAUAUAUAUAAAAAUGAUAUGAUAUCAAACAAGAAAAAUGAUGUGUGAGAUAUCUAUAUGACUCCUGUGAAACAAGUUGGUUGGCCAUAUGUUUAAUUCUGUAGGAAUAUAUACAUCAUAUAUCCUGUUUAUUAUGGAUAAUAUACUUUAAAUGUCUUGUGCUUUUCUUUCUUAGUGUGCAAGAAGAGUUAGCAGGAAAGUUCUCCCAGUUAACAAAGGUUCUCUAUGAUUUGCACAAAUCCGAACUUGCCCUUGGCAUAGGAAGUCCCCUAAAAGAGUUGGUGACUGAAAACUUUGAUGACGAGCAAAUCUGGCAACAGAUUGAACUUCAGAACAGUACAGUUCUAAACUACUUCAAGAAUGCGGUCAGACAAAGUGUCAAAGACAGAGAACUGUAUCUUGUGGAGCCAUCUGAGGAGGAAGCAUCAGAAUCUGAAGGUGAAACAGAGGAAGAUGUUUCAGAGUUAGAACCUGAAGUGAACAUAAAAAGAAGGGAUGGAAAAGAGAACAGUGGAAAACAUUUACCAAAGGCUAAUUUCAGAGAUGAUGAUGAAUCCGAUUUGGACUCUGAUGUUGAUGAACUGGAGCAACAAAACAAACCGAAACAAAAUAAAAAGCCAGAAAGAAAACAAACAAAUAAGAAGCCUACAGAAAAGUCCAUAGUGGAUGACCAGUUUUUCAACCUAGCAGAGAUGGAAGCCUAUUUGGAUGCAGCUGAGAAAGAUGAUGAUGCUAACGACGAUGAUGAAAGUGAAGAAGACGUAGAGUACUUUGAGGAUAUUGAGUCUGGUGAUGAAGAGGAUUUUUUUGACACACAGAAAACAAAGCAAAAGGUAAACUGUUUUCAAGUAGUUAAAGGACCACUGUAACUUUAAGGAUACAAACAUGUAUUUUUAAUGCUAUAGUCUCAAACUACCUAUUCUGGUGGCCUCCCCACUGUGUGAGGGUAUGAAAGGUGGGAUUUCAUUACCUUUCCACUCUGACUGCGCCGGUCUCCACGAAACCUCUUUAGCUGAGAUUAUCAGUCUUGAUGAUUUCUUCAAAUCCAAAGUUUUCUCAAUCUAUUGGGACACUAGAGUGUGUGUUUGGCAAUGCACUGCAUUAAUCAAAUGGUCUCUAUGAAACCAUCUGAUUGAAUAGACUAGUUUCACUUGGCUAAAAGACAGAAGUGCUUCCAAUGGCAUCUACUAAACAGCAUUUUUUUCAGUUGCAGGGUUUAAAAGAAAGGGGCAUGGCACUCAGACCACUUAAUUAAGAUGAAGUGGUCUGAGUGCGUAUAGAGUUCCUUUCAAUGGUCACAGAGCUGGCCACCAAGGAGCAGUACAGAGUCUGUAUCAACUAAUGAAUUCUGACCAAUGCCUUUGUAAUUUUAUAAUUCUAAUGUGGCAGUGGGAACUUAAAUCUAAACAGAUCUUGCAGAUAUUUGCCCUUUAAGGGACCUUUCAGCCACCGUAACUAGUUCAACUUAUUGCAGAAGUUAUAGUGCCUGGAUACUCUGGGCCGUAUCCUGCAUUGCUGCUAAGUGGUUUACUCACCAUUUAUCAGUGACGCACGGUCCCAGCUUCCAGUGACGAAAUGGUGAAGACAUGCUUUGCUUCACACAGUACACAAGGAUUUCUGGCAGUGAUCCCUGGUUUGAAUUAGUGUGUUGCAAAACGGAAGCAUAACUUUGCCAUGUCGUAAUUGGGACUGGACUGCAGACUGUCGGGGACCAAACAUCUCUACUGAAAGUAAGUAAAAUGUUUAGCAGGGAUGUGGCAUAUGGUUUCCACCAGCUCCAGGCACCAUAACCACUUCAAUCAUUUGAUGUGGUUAUGUUGCCUGCAGUGUUCCUUUAAAAUAAAAUAAAGUACAUAGAAGAUUAGCACAAAAAAUGCCUCCAAUGCAGUUCAACAAUCCCUUGUUGUUCUGGUGACUAUAGAAUUCCUUUACCACACAACUACAGCUUAAAGGACCACUAUAGGCACCAAGACCACUUCAGCUCAAUGAAUUGGUCUGGGUGCCAGGUCCUAAUAGUUUUAACCCUGCAGCUGAAAACAUAGCAGUUUCAGAGAAACUGCUAUGUUUACACUGUAGGGUUCCAGCCUCUAGUGACUGUCUGUCUCCUUGACAGACGCUAGAGGCACUUCCGCAAUUUACACGGAGUAAAUUGCACUUAUUUGACACUGGACGUCCUAGUGGACCUCCAGCGUCAAAUAAGAUCCCCAUAUGAAAGCAUUGAGUAUUGCUUUCCUAUGGGCGCUUUUGAAUGCGCGUGCGCCUUUGGCCGCGCAUGCACAUUCGGCUCUACUCGGAAGCUGCCGUCGAUGGAGAGGUCACCAGUGCCGGAUUAAGGUAAGCAAAUAAAUGGUUAAUUAACCAUUUAUUCGCAGCGGAACAGGCCCUAGUCACCGUUUAGGUGACUAGGGCUCUAUAGCGUUAGGAAUACAUGUUUGUAUUCCUAACGCUAUAAUGUUCCUUUAAUGUAGUUGUUCUUGUGUCUACUGCCUGUCACUGCAGGCUUUUUAAUGCAAACACUGCCUUUUCAGAGAAAAGUGCCUAGGCAUUCACUCGGGCCACUAGAGGUACUUCCUGGGUCAGUGCUGCACAGUGUGCAUCACUGGCGUUCUGCAUCACCACGCUCUGCAUGAUUCAAUUUAUCUCUAUUAGGAGAUGCUGAUUUGUGCAGGGCAAUUGCAAAUUUGACAGUGACAGAGUUCCCUACCGUACUUUAACUCAAUCCCAGCCCAUACAAACUGUCAAUCUGGCGGCCACAGCACCCCUCUCUGGCUUGUUGGUGUUUAUAUCUAAAAACAACUUGCAAAAGCUGCAGUUCUUGUAUCCCAGACUUUCUGUUUCUGUCCAAUCACCGACUUCCCAAUGCAGCUCAAUGAGAAGUAUUUUCAAGCCAGGUACUCUAAUCAAUUGCCUACUUCUAGAGUUUUGUUCUACUGAGCAAAACUACCUGGAAAUAACAGGGCCAGAUUGACAGUCAGGCGAGUGGAACAAGAUGGAUUUAUAAAGAUGCCAAUUUCCAAUGAAAAAAGAGGGCAUACUUGUGACGCAUAAAGCACUUCAGCAAGCUAAAGUGCUCUCGGGGUCUGGACUGUCCAUGUAAGUGUAUCUGUUAUACUCCUUCAUACAGCUGCUGUCAUGAGCAUGAACGUGGGGUGGAGGGUAUCUUUAGAAAAAGCCCAGAUCCCACAAAUGUUUAUAUUUUCUUUUUACUUGUUAGCAUAUUUUAUGGAUGUUGACAUGCUUAAAUGCUACAAGAACUGAAAAUUUAGAAUUAUAUUUUCCAGGAAAGCAAAAGUUCCAGAGACCUUUAUUACAAAGACUACUUUGACUCACUAGAAGGUGAUCAAGAGGACAUGGAAGAACAACCAAGUGAGGAAGAUGAUUUGGAAGAAAAUGAAGAUAAUGAGGAGGGGGCUUUGUCUGAUGAUGCCAAUGAACAAAUGAGUGAAUAGUAAGGAACACUUUUUUUUCUUUCUAUAUUAAAUAGUUUCCUGGGAACUAGGGUAGUGAAUAUAUGGAUUAAACACUGCAAAACAAUAAAGUUGUUAUGCACAUGUCCCCAUUGUCUUAGUUAAAAUUACUGAUUUUAAAAAGAAAUCUGCAUUUUUAUAAACCCACUUGAUAACACCUUUCCGAAUUUUGAGCAGACAGCUUAGAGGGUCGUCUUCCUCUAUCACUUUCAACACUCACACAAAGACGAAGUGAGGUCUUCUCGUAGCAAAGCAUUGGUUUCAUUGGAUUUUGAGGGAUAUUGCUGGUGUAUUGCAAUGAUUGCUGUGCAUCUCAAUGCUGCUCUAAAGCAAUGAGUUGACCAGGAGAUUAUCACUAGUUCUGAUCUCUCUGAGACGAAGAGGAGUUCUAGUGACAGAACAGUCUCACUGCAGGAUUAGAGGCAAAUACUUUUGGAGGGUGAACAUAUCAGCAUUAUAAAUGAAUACACUGAUACUUAACAUUAACAUUGUUCCUUUAAAAUUAACUCCAGAGGCUUCCACCUGCACGACAAUGUAAUGGUUCACAUUUAGGCAGAUAAUUAGAGUACAGAUCCUUAUCUGUGAUGUAGUGAAAAUGUUCUUUGAGUAUUCUUUACAGGCUUUGAGUAUUACAUUUCUGUGGUCCUCAUUGUGCAUGUGAGGUGCUUGAAUGUAAUAAAUACUUUUAAUAAAAAUGCAGGAAAUAUAAUUGUCUUUUGUAAACGCGGUUGAGAAUGAUUUUGUUUCUUAUAUGGUACCUGCUGGAUAGCAAUAAGAAUGCGCUUAUAUUUGGGUGAAACACUAACCUUGGCCUCUUCCUACAGUGAUGAAGAAGAGGAGGAACCAAUGGAGGAAACUGAGGAGAGCAAAAAGGCCAAGGAAACUUUCAAGCGGGUAACGUUUGCUAUAUCUGAUGAAAGUGAAGGUGAAGACAUUGGUGAUAUCCUUGGUGGAAAGAAGCAACAUGAUGUAUCGGAACCCAGUGAGCCAAAGUCCUCCUUUGAGAAACGGGAAGAAAAGGUUAGUGAGCGAUUAUUCUGACAUUGAGUUUAAUCAAAGGCUAACAUUCUAUUCAGCUGUUUUAAACCUUAAUCAACAUAUUUGAUAAGUCCCGAGAUCUGUAUAUUAGAAGUAAUUAGCUAGGUUACAAUAUUCCCCCAUUCUGCUCCGCAGAACCUCUCUGUUGCAAUGCCAUGAAGUGUCUUCUCUCCGAUAGUGUGUAACUUUUUGUCCGACAACACUGCCUUUUUUAAAGAUUGAUAAAUGCUGUGUUGUCAGCCAAAACAUUGCUCUUUUCCACACGUGGUACUUAGAUAAAGGGAGACUGAGGACAUGGUGGGUAUAUUUUUGUGUCCUUUGACCUGUACUGGUCUGUAGGUGGGCCUGACUUUCUUUGCACCCUCUGUGGUAAGUGCUGUCUGUAUUUUAUAUUUACCAUUCCUACAGUCAUGAAGGGGAAUGAGUGAGUUAAUGGGUCCUAACAUUUCACUAUUGGCAUUCCGGCUAUACCUUUUUAUUUUAGAGAUUUGAUUUAACUAUAUUUAUUGUCGGUGGUCCGUAUUCUGAAACGCAGACAUUCAUUUAACAUACUGUUGCUUUUUCAGUAAGCCUUAUGGCUAAUAAUACCUUUUAGAAUCCUUACAAAUACCUAUAAGCAAGGUAUUUGACGAUUUAUAUCUGUCUAUUUUUGUCACACCUACUGUGAGAACAAUUGUAUUUUUUGCUUUUAUACUACCCUUAUAGACACUGUGUGAAAUAUUCCAAGAUAAAAGUACACUGUAUUCGGUCUCUAAAGGUUUAAAUAUUUUUUUAAGGAUGAAGGAAUAAAUGAAAAAUAAAAAUGUUAGCAAAUUUAUGCAAUAAUAAUUUUUAAGCUUACCUGAAAAGUCGCCUGUACACUAAAUUGCGGUCUUAUUAUUUGUAUAUGUGCUAUCUACACAUCCUCUUGUUUCAAAUAAAUGCUAAUAUUUUUCAAAAAUAAUCUUAUUGGUGAAGGGGUCACUAUCAUUUAAAUAAAUUGACGUCCAUGAAAAUAGUGACGCAAGAUUGCUGCAUGAUACAGUUGCACUUUAUCAACGCUGGUGGUUUUUUGUUUCACACACAACUAGAAUUUCUAAAUCAGGACUUUGCUGUGAAAGACAAACUAAGAGUAGCAGUAUUUCAAUAAUACAGUCUGUUUAUUUGUAACUUUUAUAGUCUGUUCAGGCGGACGUGCGAGUAACACUUAAAUAGACAGCAACAGAGGCUGUAUUUAUCUGUAUGAUUGUAAUAUCUCCAUUUAUUUCCAUUUCCCACAUUCUUAUCUUAUCAAUCUCUAUUUCUUUUUUUUCUAUUCAGAUGACAGAGAAAAUUAAUGCCUUGCAAAAUCAAAUGCUGGCUGAGAAAGCUUGGCAACUUAGUGGUGAGGUGACGGCACAGAAAAGGCCUGAAAACAGUCUGCUGUCAGAGACCUUGCAAUUCGACCAUGCCAUCAGGAUGGGUAAUUCAUUUAAUUGUAUAAAUCCGCAGAGAAAUUCCACUGGCUUCCUGUUUCUUAUCUAACAGAAUUCUGAUCUGUUUUCUCACAGCACCUAUUAUCACAGAGGAGACCACAGUACAGCUAGAAGAUAUCAUUAAACAGAGGAUAAAAGACCAGGUUAGUACGUGCUUUCUGUACCUGGUGACUCUGUUUGGUUAUUCUUCCUGUUAUGCCGUGUCUUGUGCAUUCUAGUGUUGUCUUAAAGGGACAUUAUAGGCAUCCAGAUAACUUAAUAUCGUUGAAGUUGUCUGGGUGCAGUGUCCCUGUCCAACUUAGUCCUACAGUUAUAGAGAAUAUGCAUUGAUUACAUUGCAGGACUAAGACUGCCUCUAGUGGCUGUCAAUCAGACACUACAGGGUUUGUUUUGAUCCUAAUGGACGUUUCGUUGCCUAAGUGUAGCUGGACAUCCUCACGCUCUGCGUUUCUACGUCCAGAGUCAGAGAAUUUCCCAUAGGAAAGUAUUGAGUUGCACAUGAGCAAUAGGCUCCCCCAUGGGAGGAGGCAGAGCACAAUCCAGAAUCGGUUGAGUAAACAAAGGUUUUUUUUGGGGGUGGGGUGGGUGGGUCGGGUGGUGGGAGGAGAGGAAGGUUGAACCCUUCACAUGCCAGGAGGAGACUAGAUGCCACUAAAGUGUAAGAAAUACAACUUUGUAUUCCUUACACCAUAGAAUCUCUUCAAGCACAUGUUGAUUAUAUGACUUACUGUAUAUUAAUUCAACAUUCCCUUCACCCAAGAAAUAUGGGAUCCCAGGCUACCAUUACAUUUAAUAACUCAAUAACUUAUCUACCUACUCAUUUUACCCACCCCAUCUCUAACCCACGUUAACCUGUCUUUUAUCUCCAUUUUACCUUCCCACUCUCUCCCGAUUCUCAUUUAACAUGCCAACUCACCCAUUUAUUCUAUCCUGCCUUUUCCAAUAGCAUUUCUGUCUGUCCUAAUCUUACUUGCUGAAGUUUACCGGAUACUUUGUGUAUGUCCACAUUUUAACCCAUUCAUGGCUGAGCGUUUUCCUUAAUGAUGUUGUUUUAUGACAGAGGAAUUUUUGGGCAUUUUUGCUAUGUGUUUUUUUCACCCUACUUUAACACUUUUUUUUUUUACUUUUAGGUGUAUCCAUAUGCAAAAUAUACAGACGCAUAGGGCUUUCUACUGAUUCCCUAUGUGUAUACUGACAACUAUAUCAGUUAUGAAUAAACUAUUAAAGCAAUAUAAAGCUCUUAAGGAAAAUAACUUAAAGCAAAUGCACUUAUUAAUCCCUGUUGUGAAAAUACCUCACAUGUCUAGGAUUGAAUUUAUGGAAGCUAUAGGACAAAUAUGAUAUAUAGUGAAUUGCUGUUUGACAACUACUAGCCAAAUUAAGCAUGCUGACACUUUAACGUUAAUAGCAGUCAGAGUCCAAAAUCAUUUUACAAAAGUAUAUAUGUUGUAGAAUGUUUAGGUUUAAUUUCACUAUUAUACAAUAUUUGUAUUCUUUUACUGCUGUCCAGUACAGCAAUACUCUACAUGUAUAUCUUUGCUAGAUUUGGGGGUAGUUUAUAGGGUCACCUUUGAGACAUGCGUUAAUUCUGACAUGCCUCUUUACGUGCUUCCCAGAUAUGCUUUGUGCUACUGUCCAGAGUCACACUGACGCUAUUUAUAACCCUAAAGCUAACCCUUACUGUGUUAGCUUUGGAACCAAUCAUGGAUUUACUGCAGGACUCCCUUGUUGUGAGAUUGGCAAGUUUAUUCAACUACAGCAUCUAGGGAUCAGUUGACAAUCAUGCUGUAGGACACACCUGUCACAGCAGUCCUAGCUAUGAUGGCAUCUUGAGGAUGCUGCUCGACAACUUUAGGAGUGAGAUUGCCUAGUAACUGCAUGUAAACAUCACAAUCACAGAGAUUAUGGCAUGUACAACUUUUAAUAAAGGUCGUUCGGCCGUCUAAUAUAGAUAAUACAUGGCAGUUACAGGGGUGGCUGUCCCCGUUAUCGUCUGCUUUGUGGGUCCUCCUUAUAGCUAUUUCUGUAAUGCUUACUAGGAAGGCCUCCAGAAAUUGCUAUAUCGUUAUCACCAUGAUUGUAGCAAUAUUAGGAACAUUUUAAGCAUAGUCCGUAUGUGGUGCAGAGCUCAUCCUGAAGUACAAUGGGACAGCCCUCUACUACAUAUGUGUUAGUUAAAGUAGAAACAUAGAAUGUGACGGCAGAUAAGAACCAUUCGGCCCAUCUAGUCUGCCCCCUAAAUACUUUCAUUAGUCCCUGGCCUAAUAGUUAGGAUAGCCUUAUGCCUAUCCCAGGCAUGCUUAAACUCCUUUACUGUGUUAACUUCUACCACUUCAGCUGGAAGGCUAUUCCAUGCAUCCACUACCCUCUCAGUAAAGUAAUACUUCCUGAUAAUAUUUUUAAACCUUUGUCCCUCUAAUUUAAGACUAUGUCCUCUUGUUGUGGUAGUUCUUCUUUUAAAUAUAGUCUCCUCCUUUACUGUGUUGAUUCCCUUUAUAUAUUUAAAUGUUUCUAUCAUAUCCCCCCUGUCUCGUCUUUCCUCCAAGCUAAAUACAUUGUAGCUCUGUAUAACCUUAAAUGAAAUAUCUGAGCAGAGAAUGAGAGGCUUUGAUAUUGUGGUCAGACCAUAUUUGGCAGUGAACGAGGUUAUUACAUUAUUGUUCAGUUUAAAAAAAGGAAACUUUUUUUAAAAAUUUAUUUUUAAUUGCGGUUCUGUGACCCAUUCUCCGUUAUCUGUGGUGGGUUGGGGGUUUAUAUCAUGCCAAACCAGUAUUUAAUCGGAUAUUUAUUUAUCUGAAUUUUUGAUUUACUAAACUGUAUGUAUUUUUUUUUUUUUUUUUUAAAGUGAUUUUUAAAAUGUUCUUUCUUAUCUCUAAGAUAUGGGAUGAUGUUGUAAAGAAGGAAAAACCAAAAGAAAACCCAUUUGAAUUUAAGAAGCGACUUACUUUGGACCACGAUAAAAGCAAACUUAGUCUUGCAGAGAUAUACGAACAGGAGUAUUUAAAACUCAACCAGGUAAGAUGUUAAAUAACUUUUAGGAAUGGAUUACAAAUUGUUAUUCUUUGCCACCUGCUUUCCAGACACCUGGCAGUUCAUUUAAAAAAAUGUUUGACUGCUCACAAGCAGUCAAAAAAAAUGUGAUUUCACUACUAUAAUGGGUUAUGAAAAUAGGCAUUAAUACUCAUUAAAUCACUGUUUGGGAGGGAUAACGACUUUGGACCAAUUAUUGAUAGAAGGAUCAAUCAAAACCUUUGCUCAAAUAACAGGGAUAUAUAAUCUUCCUCCUAGAGAGGUGUUUAAUUUUUUAAGACUUAAAAGUUAUAUGAAUACACACCUUAUAAUACCAAAAUCUAAUCUGAGCAAUUUGAUAGAUUUAUUAUUCACGUAAAAAAAAAAUCAAUAAACCACUUUCUAAAGCUCUGAUAUUAAUUAAAUCAAUGGUUAAAGAUACAAAUCCUACUGCCAUACAGGUUUGGAAACAAGAUUUGAAUAAUUUGAAUCAAUGGGGUUUUUCAAUGAUGGAUGUUAAGAAAAAUAUACAUUCAUUAAAUUUAUUAGAAACGCACUUUAAAGUUUUAAAUAGGUGGUACUUAGUACCAGCUAAAUUGAAUAAAAUUUACCCUUUAAUUAAUCCUAUCUGUUGGAGAUGUAGUAGUAUUAGAGGCAAUUUUAGACAUAUUUGGUGGGAUUGUCAUAAACUAAAGAAUCUCUGGUUGAAAAUACAGCAUUUUAUAUCCAAUAAUUUAAAACUCGAGUUGAUAAUUUCUCCAGAGGUAGUUCUACUGCAUCUGAAUUGGCCUCAUAUGACAUAUGAAUUAAAAGCAAUUCUUAUACAUCUUUUUUUAGCGGCUAAAACAGUAAUUGCGAGAUGGUGGAAAAAGGAUUUAGAAGUCCCCUGGAAGAAAGUUAAAAUUCAACUCGAGUUUCAGAUUAGAAUGGAGUUGAUGCUAAGUAAACAAAGAUUAAGCAAUAAGAUUUCUGUUUGGUCAAAAUGUAUUGAGAUGAUUGAUGUAGAACAUAAUGUCGAUCAAUUAGAAGUAGAAUAAUUCCAUGAACAUUGUAAAUAAUUAUGAGACUUAUCUAAACGAUAUUAACACUCUACUAUGGAAACUUUUUUGAUGUAUUUUUCUCUUCCCUCCCCUAUUUUGCUGCUAUGUUGUUUUUGUAUUGUAAAUGUAUAUUUGUAUGAUAUAUGUACUUGUAUGAUAUAUGUAUUUAAUUAGGUUUAAAAAAAUAAAGAUUAAAUAUUCAAAAAAAAUAAAUCACUGUUUGGGAAAGGGUGUAACAAAUUUUGUUUUAUUGUUGUAGAAAAAGACAGAAGAAGAAGAAAAUCCAAAACAUGUAGAAAUCCAGAAAAUUAUGGACAGUCUCUUCCUAAAGCUCGACUCUCUCUCCAAUUUUCAUUUCACUCCUAAACCGGUAACAUAUUCAUUAUUAUUUUUAUUUUAUUUUUUCUGUAUGUAGCAAAGUUGUGAAAUAAACACAAACAGAAAAGAAGCACAUAGGCACUUACAACUUCUAAUGAAGGACAUCUGAUGCAUUCAAAAUACUUUAUUAAAGUAACCAUUCCAUUGAUUGGAUCAUUUUCACAGACUGUAAAUCAGUGCUAAAACAUUCAUAGUAAAUUGGUGCUGCUGUAUCAGUAUAUGUGUCUGACCCUCUCUCUUACUUAAUAAACAUGUACACACGGGUAACAUAUUUCAAAGCUUUACCAGGCAGGAAAGUAACCAAUUUACCCAAUGUGAUGUAUAUGUUAAACUAGAAUCUCUACUCAUUUGUUUUAUUAUGGCUGCGUAUUCAAAUAUGAUAGAUUCACCUUUUAUGCUGCAGCCACAUCUCCUGCUAUCUUUAAUCUAGCUCUUUUUAACCUUACUGAUGUUCCGCUCGGCUUCUGGGUAGAGUGAGACACCAUGUCUCUCUUUACAGGACUUUGCCAGCAAUAAGUGUAAGGAAGGGGAGUAAUGUAUCAACUGCUUUCAUGUACUUUCCAUUAUGUGUUUGAUAGAGAGCCUUUCUGUUUCUGUACACCUUCCAUGGACAAACUUUACACUUCUAGAACGUUUAACAGAUUGUUUUGGCAAAAGAAGGUAUUUGGUUAAAAAAAAAAUAUAUAUUAUUGAGUUGACAGUAGAGUGCCGCAGAAAAUUUAUUUGGGAGGAUAGUGACGUGCUUUGCAAAAGCUUGCAAUUGAUUAAAUCAUUUUUAGGAGUUUUGUUUAUUUUUAUUUUUUUUAUUUCCUUAGGCUAUUCCAGAAAUUAAGGUGGUCUCUAAUGUUCCUGCAAUCAGCAUGGAAGAAGUGGCACCAGUGGCUGCCAGCGAAGCAGCGCUUGUUGCCCCAGAGGAAGUCAAGGUAAGAACAAUUCACAGUAGGGAGGAGGGCAUUACCAGUCGGAUUUGGCAACUUCCCUGGGGUCUGCCAGAAGCCUGCUGCUGUGUCCUCUUCUGUCGCUGAACGUUUUUGCGAGGGACUUCCAUUGGCUCCACUGAGCAAAUCCCUGGACUGCAGAGAUGGGUCAUUGGCUAAGAGUGUCAACUAAAAGCUCUCGGACAGCGUGGCCCUGCUCUCGGGGGCUUGGCACAAUGGCAGAUCUCCCAGAAGAGGCAAGUUGUCAAACCAUUCUUAAACAGUCUGACUACUCACUCUACUGGAUGCUAGGGUAUUCUAGCAUACUGCAGUGGUUAUGGUUCGUGGAGUGUUCCCUUCAUGUUUGUAUUUCAAAUAAAACUGCACCAAUUUGUUUUGACAAUGUAUUGUAAUUGUUUUGCUCUCUUUAAACAGGAGAAGAACAAAGCAGGAGACAUAAAAACUAGAGCAGAGAAAACCUCCACUGACAAAAACAGAGACAGGAGAAAAAAGAAACUCACUAAAAGGCUGAAAAUAAAAGAGAAGGAAAAACGGCUUCAGUUGGUGGAGAAGACCAGGGCAGAGAGUGGAAAGAAACCUACCAAACAAGCUGCUGAAGCCAACCUGAAGAAGCUGGCCAAGGAGGGAAAAGCCACUAUACUAAAGGUUAGUAUACAAACACUGUAGCAAGAUCAUUCAGUGUUAUUGGGGUUUAAAAGCCGUAGCAGUAAACUUGUCUUAGAAAUCCUUGGGAACUCUGCUAUUUUCUUUAAUUAUUUUCGUCCUCAAUGUUUAAAAAAAAUAAAAAAUAAUAAUAUUUCUGAACAUGUUCCUCUUAUUAAAAAAAAAAAAAAAAAUCAAAUCAAAAUCUCAUUAUCUGUGCGGGGCUUUUUAUUAACAAAAUAAUUCUAAUAUCUAUUGUCGUACUAACACUGAGUACAGGAAGUGCUUAUGUUUUGACAAUGUAUGUAUCGUAGUGUUGUGUACGUUGAAGUCAUUUUGACAUGGAACAUUGAGUUACAUAGAUAAGUAACUGUUAAAAGCAUUACACUUUUGCAUUGAAGUUGAUUUUUAUUUUUUAAUUUUCCAUAUUUUAACCCCUUAAGGACACGACAUGUGACAUGUCAUGAUUCCCUUUUAUUCCAGAAGUUCUGUCCUUAAGGGGUUAACAUAUGGGCUUGUCUGGAUGGUUGCAAAAUUAAAGUUCGUUAAUCAUUUUACGAUACCCUGUGUUUCUGAAACAUCUUUCUGUGUAACCUGAGUGAGGGCUUACCUCUGCCCCCAAUUAUACUGCAUAUAUUAAUGGCUGAAAAAAGUAGCCCAAUUAGCAUUCUGUUAUGACAAGGAAGAGUCACCCCCAAGGUAAAUUAACCUUUGCAUUUCACUAAAGUAAAACGGACACACUGUAGAAUAAAACCAUAGUUACAGGGGGAAACACAAUCUGUUAUUGGAUAUAUGAGGUACUGUCAGCAGUUGAUAAAUUAUGUGUUCUUUGUUACAGGAUGAAGGAAAGGAUAAGGCUUUAAAGUCCUCUCAAGCAUUCUUUUCCCAGCUGCAGGAUCAAGUUAGAGUGCAAAUUAAAGGCGCAAAGGUAGCACAGAAGAAAACAAAGAAAGGAAACGAACUUUCUGCACACAAACUCAAAUUGUAGCACAAUGUUUAUGUUGUGCGACGACCUAAUUGCAUUUAUACAGAUUCAAUAGGCGGAUGUGUAAAAAGAAUUAUCGCUUGUUAUACAUGGAGGGUUUUUGUAUAAUAAAGUAUUUUAAAUAAUCUA
This is a messenger RNA of Pelobates cultripes (western spadefoot toad), 15983 nucleotides long. The record is from the annotation of a GenBank genome assembly. Lineage: Eukaryota; Metazoa; Chordata; Amphibia; Anura; Pelobatidae.